AACUACAAUUGAAGCCCUCGUUAGUUCAGUUGAACAAUUUAAGGCAACUCUAGAGUGGUUAUGUGAGCGUUUUGUGUUUUAUAAAAUACAAUGAAUCAAAUUAGCCGACUUUGCAUUAGAAACACAGGUUUAAUUACCGCUCAGCGUCACGUGGCGCUCACCGCCGUUCGUUCCAUCGACCAGAAGUGGAGAGCGGCCAAGGGAUUGCAGGAGAAUCCAAAUGCCUUUGGUCCACUCACCAAUCUGCCCGACUAUACGUUCCUUGAUGGUAGGACGACGCCGUUAGGAUCGAAUCAGAAGAAGCGCUUGAUGAAGCAACAGGAGAUUGCUGCCAAAAUUGUGGAACUCAGCAGCGAACUGGACUUUGCCAAGCAGCGUCACGAGCGCCUUAAAGCGGCCGCCCAGGCAGACAAGGAACGCAUCAUGCAGAACAAGCUCAAGCCAAAGGGUCAUCUGCUGUUAAAAAAGAAAUAGUCCUCAUCUUGUUAAAAAAGAAUAGCUAUUUUUAAAUAUAACUUAACUUUAGUAGUUUAUUAUCAAUACAACAUAGAGAUAUUUGUUUA
Messenger RNA from Drosophila grimshawi, 563 nucleotides. It is a transcript of the gene mRpL52, whose product is annotated as 39S ribosomal protein L52, mitochondrial. Gene Ontology annotation, cellular component: mitochondrial large ribosomal subunit. The transcript is spliced from 3 exons. The record is from RefSeq and is a predicted model, not a curated record. Lineage: Eukaryota; Metazoa; Arthropoda; Insecta; Diptera; Drosophilidae. Gene Ontology annotation, molecular function: structural constituent of ribosome. Gene Ontology annotation, biological process: mitochondrial translation. The coding region runs from base 91 to 474 and encodes 127 amino acids.